Triticum aestivum (bread wheat) is the source of this 1307-nucleotide messenger RNA. RefSeq lists its product as uncharacterized. The coding region runs from base 70 to 633 and encodes 187 amino acids. NCBI's taxonomy places the organism in Eukaryota, Viridiplantae, Streptophyta, Magnoliopsida, Poales, Poaceae. The transcript has a single exon. The record is from RefSeq and is a predicted model, not a curated record.
ACCAACCAUCACAACUCUCAUUCCUUGCACUCUGUCUUCGCCUUUAUCCUAUCUCUGGCUCUCUUCGGCAUGGGGAACUUCGCGUCCUGCACGCUGGCCAGGAUCCCCGGGGCGGCCAAGGACGUCAGGAUCGUGCUCCCCGAUGGCGGGCUGAGGCUGGUCAGGCCCCCGGCGACGGCGGCGGAGCUGAUGCUCGAGGCGCCGGGCCAUUUCCUGGCCGACGCGAGCGCGCUGCAGGCGGGGCGCCGGAUCGAGGCGCUUGCGGCUGACGAGGAACUCGAGCUCGGGGGAGUCUACGCCGCCUUCCCCAUGAAGCGGCUCGGCUCCAAGGCCGCGCCCGCCGACGUGGCGCGCCUGGCUGCCGUUUUCGCCAGGGAAGCUCACGUCCGGAGGCCUGCCUCGGCCAAGGUAGCGGCCAUCGUCGUGGCGCCGCCUGAGGUGGCUUCCGUUGCCGCCGAGGCGGACCUCGCGCCGGUCAGGGCGCCGCGGUUGGAUGAGAUGGCCGUGGACGACGAGGCGGCUGCGGCGGAGAUCGGGGAGCUCAAGCAACAGAUUAGCGGCAGUCGCCUGUCGAGGCGGCGACCGACGUUGGAGACCAUACAGGAGGAGAGCUACGCCGCACUAGCAUGCUAAUGCUACAAGUCAAGUGGCCAUCUAACAAACGGUUAACAUUUGAGAAAGCAUAGGCUUUCCUACACCCCCUUAUCUAGCCACUUAUUUUUUCAUCGCGAUUCGUGCGAGUAUAUUUGUCUUUUUUGUUUCUCCCAUAUAGAACAACAUAUGAACUUCAAACUUGGCAGCUCAACAAAACAUUCUUAUUAGAAUGUGGGAAAAAAACUUUUAGAAUUUUUUGUGCAAUAUAAAUACUAAAAAGUACAUUUUUUAAUAAAAAAAAUCUAAUUUCGUAUAUUUAUGUUUAACGAAACAAUCUGAAAGUUUUUUCUCACAUUCUAGUUAGAACGUUUUGGUGUCUUGCAAAGUUUGAAGUUCAUAUGUUGUUUUAUUUUGAAGAAACAAAAAAGAGAAAAUCUAAUGUACAAAGUUGGUUGUCUAGCACAAAUCUUAAAGCAAUGUUGGAGGGUAAGGAUAAGGAGUGUCCAGAAACCUGAGCUGUAAAAAUCCGCGUCCUCUAACAAACCGAGAGAUGGCAAAGGCCUUCUCUCGUAUUCUUUUAUCCCCUUUUUUAACCACGUGUAAAUUUGCUGCCUCCCUUUUUAUGUAUUUUUGAGCGAUGGAAGGGCCAUUGAACCCAAAAAAUAUGAUGGACAAUUGAUUAAUGAAUCAAGGAGAUCCAACAUUUUCUUUUA